Messenger RNA from Amyelois transitella, 1255 nucleotides. Its product is annotated as cytotoxic granule associated RNA binding protein TIA1. The record is from RefSeq and is a predicted model, not a curated record. Gene Ontology annotation, molecular function: RNA binding. The transcript is spliced from 9 exons. Lineage: Eukaryota; Metazoa; Arthropoda; Insecta; Lepidoptera; Pyralidae. The coding region runs from base 122 to 1255 and encodes 377 amino acids.
AUUAUUUUUUUGCGUUACCUACCGACUUUUGAUGUGUUAAUUUUCUGGGAUUUUUAUACCUAUAAUGUGUUAGUAGAAUAGAAUUGUAUUUAAGUAUACCGGGGUGGUGGGUUACCGUAAAAUGCUGACUAUGUCUACGUUGAUGAUGCCCGCCGCUACGAUGACCACGAUGACUAACGCUGGCCCGAUACCAGUGGCAGCCGCUACCAAGCUGGAGCCGAAGCUGCUCCAGCUACCGCAUCCAGCUCUGAUGCAGCAGAUGCCUCAGCAGCCGCAGCCGCACCAUCAUCAGCAUCAGCACAAUAAUAAUAAACUUGAACAUUACCACAUUUUCGUGGGCGACCUGAGUCCGGAAAUUGAAACGCAGAGCCUUCGAGAUGCGUUUGCGCCGUUCGGAGAGAUUUCGGACUGCAGAGUGGUCAGAGAUCCGCAGACACUCAAAUCUAAGGGUUACGGGUUCGUUUCGUUCUUGAAAAAAUCCGAGGCGGAGUCAGCAAUUACGUCGAUGAACGGCCAGUGGCUUGGGUCCAGGUCUAUACGGACCAACUGGGCCACCAGGAAACCGCCCGCGCCCAAAAAUGAACUGAACUCCAAACCGCUGACCUUCGACGAGGUAUAUAACCAGAGUUCUCCGACCAACUGCACGGUGUACUGCGGUGGUCUUACCACGGGCCUGACUGAGGAGCUGAUGCAGAAGACCUUCCAGCCAUUCGGCACCAUCCAGGAGAUAAGGGUCUUCAAGGACAAGGGAUACGCUUUCAUUAGAUUCUCAACAAAGGAGAGCGCCACCCACGCGAUCGUGGCCGUCCACAACACGGACGUGAACGGUCAGCCGGUCAAGUGUUCCUGGGGGAAGGAGUCUGGGGACCCCAACAAUGCUCAGACCCAAGGCCAGCUAAGUGGCACAGCGUAUAGUCCAUUUGGCACGGCGUACACAGCGGGCGGAGUUCCCCCCACAUCAUACUGGUACAAUACGUAUCCCCAACAGCUUGGAGGGUUUCUCCAGGGGGUACAAGGGGUACAGGGGUACUCUUACGCGGGGCAAUUCGCGGGCUACCAGCAGCAGUAUAUGGGCAUGGGCGGCGUCCAGUUGCCGUGGGCGCUGGGCGGGGGAGUGGGGGGAGUAGGCUCGGUGGGGGGAGUGGCGGCUAUGUCGCAGCCCCCCCAGGUGCUCCACUACCCUGUACAGCACUUCCAGGUGCAACCAGCACAGAUCGGUGAGGACGAGUGGCUGGCACCGAGCCUGCUGGUGUGA